Messenger RNA from Manis javanica (Malayan pangolin), 1594 nucleotides. NCBI's taxonomy places the organism in Eukaryota, Metazoa, Chordata, Mammalia, Pholidota, Manidae. The record is from RefSeq and is a predicted model, not a curated record.
AUGGAACAGCUGAGAUUCAGAGAGGUCAAGGCCCCCUCCCAGAUCAUAACGCGAGUGGGCAGCUAGGUUGGAAUUUCAACCUUGGUUUGCCUGUUUCUCCUAAGGAAUUCAGAAUCCUGGCAGGCCGCCUCAGAACUGCUGUAGGUGGUCGUCCGACAGACAGAGGCAUGAGCUGGGCCCAAGCCAUCCUGCUGGCCCGGGGCCUUGCUCGGGGCUGGGGAGGCCUCUGUGGAGCUGCCCUCCCCAGAUCGCCCUUCACUCAGGUUCCCCCCCAGGCCUCGCAGGGCCUCCACUGCCGCUCAGUCUCCAGCAACUCCGAAUGGUCCCUGGUCCCGCGCCCACCUGAGCCCCCGAGGAGGCUCACCAAGACCCUGGCACCGCAUGAGGAGCUGUUUAGGCAGGCGUCAGAUGGGGCUCGGGACAAGGCGAGCUUUGUGCGGGCCGUGCAGAACUUCGGGCAGUACAGCGUGCACAAGCGCGGCCACGUUGACUUCAUCUACCUGGCCCUGCGCAAGAUGCGGGAGUAUGGCGUCGAGCGGGACCUGGCCGUCUACAACCUGCUGCUCGACAUCUUCCCCAAAGAGGUCUUCCGGCCUCGCAACUUCUUCCAGAGCGUCUUCAUCCACUACCCACGGCAGCAGGAGUGUGGGAUUGCGGUCCUGGAGCAGAUGGAAAACCACGGGGUUAUGCCCAACGAGGACACCGAGUUCCUGCUGGUUCAGAUAUUUGGACGUAAAAGCUACCCUAUGCUCAAGUUCGUGCGCAUGAAGCUGUGGUUCUCCCGUUUCAAGAACAUCAACCCCUUCCCCAUUCCCCGGGAUCUGCCCCAGGACCCUGUGGACCUGGCCAGGUUGGGCCUGCAGCACAUGGAGCCUGACCUUAGUGCCAGGGUCACCGUCUACCAGGAAGGGCUGGGUGCUGCAGCCUUCCAUCGCUGCUCUUCCUUGCAGAUGCCUUUGCCCACAGACUCUUCAGGGGCUGCAGAUCCCUGCGAGCCGCACAUUGUAGGCAUCCAGAGUCCCGACCAGCAGGCUGCCCUGGCCCACCACAACCCAGCCCGGCCUCUCUUUGUUGAGGGCCCCUUCUCCCUGUGGCUCCGUGACAAGUGUGUCUAUUACCACAUCCUCAGAGCUGACUUGCUGCCCCCGGAGGAGAGGGAAGUAGAGGAGAUUCCAGAGGAGUGGAGCCUCUACUACCCAAUGCAGCUGGACCUGGACUAUGAGAGGAGCGGCUGGGAUGACUAUGAGUUUGCCAUCGAUAAAGUGGAGGAAGGCCCCAUCUUCGCCAUAUGCAUGGCAGGUGCUCAUGACCAGGCCACACUGGCCAAGUGGAUCCGGGGCCUGCAGGAGACCAACCCAGCCCUGGCCCAGAUCCCCGUGGUCUUCCGCCUGGCAGGGUCCACCGGCGAGCUCUUGGCGCCCUCCUCAGGGCUGGAGGAGCCGCCUCCACCUCCACCCGAGGGCCAGGAAGAGGAAGACAAUCAGCAGCACGGCCAGAGCUGAGCCACAGCCUCCACAGGGCCACAAGCUGUGGACUGGUGUGAAAGUGUGAAAUGACCUUUCAGUGUAAAGAAAAUAAAAAUUUUCCGGCUUGG